Cantharellus anzutake is the source of this 834-nucleotide messenger RNA. RefSeq lists its product as uncharacterized. Bases 43 to 372 code for a protein of 109 amino acids. The record is from RefSeq and is a predicted model, not a curated record. NCBI's taxonomy places the organism in Eukaryota, Fungi, Basidiomycota, Agaricomycetes, Cantharellales, Hydnaceae. The transcript is spliced from 2 exons.
CCCAGACGGCGACGCGUCGAAUUACCACCAGAAAGCACGCCGAUGCCAAGUAGACAACGGUCAUUGGCUCAGUUGCUGAGGAUGCAUGCAGAGAAGGGUUCAGGGGAAGAAUUGAUGAACAUUACGCCCGAAGAGGAGAGGAGGUUGAAGGAGGCAUUGGAUCAAUGGGUAAAUUCGUCGGAUGACGACGCGAGUUUUAGCAGGGAUGACCGUUCUGGUUCGUCCGAAGAUGAGGACGCGUCUGGGGUCGGUGUGCCAGUCCGGCAGACGAGCUCCCGCAGUGACCACAUCAACGGGGACUGCACAACUAUGAAUGUCGAUGCGGAUAGUCCUGCUUCCAGUGGUGGGGAGCUCCGGACUCCGGUUGCAUGAUUCGCCAUUUUGGCUGGUACAUUUUUCGCAGGCAAUGCUCAGCCUAUUCCUGCAAUUUACGUUUCCACCCUCACUCGUUUUCCACCCAUCCUUCCUUUCUCAUCCCGGGGUGACAUCCUCUGAUCUACCAUUAAGCUAUUCUAUUCUAACUCUUCUCACGACCUCUUACGACAUCCACGAACUAUGAAUAUUGUAUAUCCUUUCAUAUGCUCCAAAACACCGACUUUCGGGGAUUUAACGUUGGUUAUCUAACCUAUACUGCCUUUCAAAGACACCGACCGUAUCAGAAACGCCUGUGGUUUGUGAUAUUGUGUGCUAUCUUCUGGGUGCUGCGGAAUCAUUAUCAUCACACUUUCUCGUCGUUGUUGAUCCCGGUGGGCUGAGCGACUGUCUUGUAGUCACAUGCCUGUCUUGACGCUCCGAGCCACUAAAUGAUGGAUACAGAGGAGGAGUAUUCCUGGG